Messenger RNA from Vespa crabro (European hornet), 1420 nucleotides. RefSeq lists its product as uncharacterized. The coding region runs from base 841 to 1380 and encodes 179 amino acids. Lineage: Eukaryota; Metazoa; Arthropoda; Insecta; Hymenoptera; Vespidae. The transcript has 3 exons. The record is from RefSeq and is a predicted model, not a curated record.
CGGUAAUAUUAUUGACUAUAACACCUUCUGUAAGAAACUUCUUUUACUCUUUAGAGUAUGUAACACUGUCAUACAUGUCUAUAGGAGAUGGUUGCAUACUUUACGGGAGUAAAAAAAUUGCUUACUCAGAGAUGGCGCUCGUAGUAAUAACAUUAUCGACAGUGUCUGAAGUAUUGCAUAUCUUCAAAUGCAUUAAUCAAUAUAAAAAAUCAUAAAUUAAUAUAAAUCACUUUGUCAACGUCACAUUAUAGCGUUAAAGAUAUAAAAUAGACAAAAGAGAAAGAUAUUAAACGAACUGUCAUUUGUAUUAAUAUUCAUAUUAGAGAUUUUUUAGGAAAUACUUUCACCAAUAGAGUUCACAACAAAAUUUUAUUUCUAGUAUGACGAUGAGCAGCUAAUAAAAUAGUUUUGAAUAAUUAUUUAUCACCAAUUAUACAGCACGUUUCUUAACGGUUGUUUUUCUAUAACUGAAUGCUAAGUAACGCUUUUAGACAACACUGAAAUUUUUAGAACAAGCUGUCUAACGAUCUCAUACGCCUGUAUGAGAUACAUUAAUUAGAGAUUGUUAGAAUGAUCGAUUUGACAGUUCAUUCUAUGCUGGAAUAAUAGCAUAAUCCAUCCAUCCAGAGAAUGAAAAAAAGAAAAAAGAAAAAGACAUAUAAGAAACUUGCCUAUAAUUUAUUAUUGACUAUUCUCUAUAUACGACUAUAAUUACGUGUUUCUAACAACGUGCUUAUUAAAAACUACUUAGAAAGAAAUGUCACAUCAUGUUGAAGAAAAUGAUGAGACGUAAGAAAGAAAAGAGAAGAAUCAUUAAAUUUGCAAAUAUCUGUCUUACUUAUGACUUAUCAACUUCAUAUACGUUUCUUUAAGAAGAUAGAAAAAGGAGGGUUUAAAUAUUUUAUUAAGAUACGUCUGGUUCUUACCAGUUACUUUUCUCAUUCUCCUUUCGUUCAGAAUGUAUCACGCCUCUUUAACAAUCCUAUGGAUUUUUUCGAUCAUCCUUACUAUAGGCUUAGUAAACUUUUGUUAUUAAUGGUGGGUCAGUGGCCUAAUCAAAAUCCUAAUGUACGUUUACUUUCAUUGUGUUUUGUUACUUUUCUGACUACUUCUAUUAUUACUACUGAGUUUUUACUGUUAUAUACUUCUAAAGGAGCUUUAGAAUUCAUGGCUGAUGCUGUCGCAGGAAUAGCACUUAUGACAACUAUUUCUAUCAAGUGUCACACGUGUUAUUUCGCUGGUGAUAAGAUAAGAAAACUUUUAAAUAAGAUUGAAGACGAAUGGAAAAUAUGGAAAUCCAAAGAAGAGAUUACUAUAUUGGAAAAGUAUGCUAAAGAAGGAAGAUUUUAUAUAAUAGGAUACAUAAGUAAGAUUUCUUAAUCACAUUAUUGAAUAUAUAAUAAAACAUAUUCAAUUUUUU